GAAUAUGUAUGACUGAAAAUAGUUGUAGGUGUGUGAUGACCACCAGAUUCCUAUGUACAAGCUCACCCACCACAAUUCAAUUGAAAUCUUUGAACCAUUGAAAACAAUGACGAAGAAAAACAAAACCACAAGAACCCUAGGAUCCCCGUGACUCUCGUUUCUUCUCCAUGUUGUUAGCAAUCUCACUCUCUUUCCACUUUAUCUCAUCUCUGCAAUUUCAUUUGCUUCACUUUUCUCAAUUUCUCUUCUUUCUAUGGAGCCACGUUCUUUGCACAUAGCUAUGUAUCCAUGGCUGGCCAUGGGUCACCAAACAGCAUUCCUCCAUCUAUGCAACAAGUUGGCCAUAAGGGGUCACAGAAUCUCCUUCAUCACACCCACAAAAGCACAAGCCAAGUUGGAACCAUACAACUUGCAUCCUCACUUGAUCACAUUCGUUACCAUCACUGUUCCUCACGUUGAAGGUCUUCCCCCUGAUGCACAGACCACUGCAGAUGUCACUUACCCUUUGCAACCAAACAUCAUGACAGCCAUGGAUCUAACCAAAGAUGACAUAGAAACCCUUCUCACUGAUCUCAAACCUGAACUUGUUUUCUAUGACUUCACACAUUGGAUGCCAACCUUGACCAAGAAAUUAGGCAUCAAGGCCGUGCACUAUUGCACUGCUAGCUCUGUAAUGAUUGGUUACACUCUUCCACCAGCCAGAUAUUACCAAGGGAUUGACCUAUCAGAAAGUAACCUCAUGGAACCCCCAGAAGGGUACCCUGACUCUUCCAUCAAGCUUCAUGCUCAUGAGGCUCGUGCCUUUGCCGGGAAAAGAAAGGACACGUUUGGGAGCGAUGUUCUCUUCUACGAUCGCCAGUUCAUAGCACUGAAUGAAGCUGAUGUGUUGGCAUACAGAACAUGCAGAGAAAUCGAAGGGCCUUAUCUUGAUUACAUUGGAAGCCAGUUCAAGAAGCCUGUGCUGGCAACUGGUCCAGUUAUUCUAGAGCCACCAACCUCUGAGUUGGAGGAAAAAUUCUCCACAUGGCUUGGAGGGUUUGAGGAAGGAUCGGUGGUUUAUUGUUGUUUUGGGAGUGAGUGCACUUUGAGGUUAGAGCAGUUCCAAGAGCUGGUGCUUGGUCUUGAGCUGACUGGCAUGCCAUUCUUGGCAGCAGUGAAGGCCCCAGUAGGGUUUGAGACAGUGGAAUCAGCAAUGCCUGAAGGGUUUGAGGAGAGGGCUAAAGGGAGAGGGUUUGUGUAUGGAGGUUGGGUUAUGCAACAGUUGAUUCUUGCACACCCUUCUGUGGGGUGUUUCAUCACACAUUGUGGUUCUGGUUCUUUGUCUGAGGCACUGGUGAACAAGUGUCAGUUGGUACUGCUGCCUAAUGUUGGUGAUCAGAUUCUGAAUGCAAGGAUGAUGGCCAACAACUUAGAGGUUGGUGUGGAAGUUGAGAAGGAUGAGAAUGGAAAUUACACAAAGGAGAGUGUGUGCAAAGCUGUGAGCAUUGUGAUGGAUGAGGAGAAUGAAACCAGCAAGAAGGUGAGAGAUAAUCACACUAAGCUCAGAGAGACCCUCCUUGACAUAAAUUUGGAGUCUUGUUAUCUUGACAACCUUUGCAGCAGACUCCAAGAGAUAGUUGAUGAAGGAGUUUAACUUCCAACCAUUGGAAUUCACACAAAACAUCAAACAAUAAAUGUUGUAGUAUUUGCACAAAAUUGUCACAUUAAACACAUGUUACAUUAAUACAGUUUAGACUCAA
Molecule: messenger RNA, 1739 nt
Organism: Vigna angularis (adzuki bean)
Lineage: Eukaryota; Viridiplantae; Streptophyta; Magnoliopsida; Fabales; Fabaceae
Product: UDP-glycosyltransferase 79B30
Exons: 2
Coding region: 254-1633 (459 amino acids)
Molecular function (GO): UDP-glycosyltransferase activity
Source: RefSeq, a predicted model, not a curated record